Messenger RNA from Stylophora pistillata, 1082 nucleotides. Its product is annotated as adhesion G protein-coupled receptor D1. Gene Ontology annotation, biological process: cell surface receptor signaling pathway; G protein-coupled receptor signaling pathway. Gene Ontology annotation, cellular component: plasma membrane. Gene Ontology annotation, molecular function: G protein-coupled receptor activity. Lineage: Eukaryota; Metazoa; Cnidaria; Anthozoa; Scleractinia; Pocilloporidae. The record is from RefSeq and is a predicted model, not a curated record.
CAUCGACCUCAAGGAAUAAUGUGCUAAAAACGCUCACGCGGAACUUUGUUACUGCUGUCUCCCUUGUUUUCAGAAGAUCAAGCUUGGGUCUCACGUUUGCCUGCAGCCAUAAGACAAGGACCAAUACCUUGAACACAUGGAAACGUUUAACGAAACGGUGAUCUCAAAGACACAGAAAGGCUGAAUUCAUACUUAAAGCUUAAAAGGGAUCUCUAGCCAAAAUGUUCUGGAGGGUGUUCUUCUUAGCACUUGUCAUUGAUCCUACAUGUAGUAACCAGUGCUCCAGAGGCUACCCAGAAAUGAAACUUCGAGGGAUAAAAGACACGUGUCAGCGAAUUGGGAACGGAACUGGUUUUUCAUCGUUCAAAAUUAGAUGCCAUUACUAUAUCCAAAGAUAUUGUACGGUGUGGUGCAGAGACUUCGCUUAUUGUCUCGGGCAAUCUGUUCGAUGGCAGGAAAAAUGUGCUCGUAGGUUUAACAGACUCUUCCGUAGGGGACAUUGGACAAAUAUCAAGGUGCAUGCUGAAGGAAUUGGCACACCGUAUAACAUUCACGUCCAUUUCUGUGGGUGGGAAUGGUCCUACAAAGUCUAUACCAUUGAGAUAAAGCUCUUUGAUAUUGCAACGCAAGAUGACGAGCAGCAAAAAGGGAUGGACUCACCCAAAGAGGAUAUCCUCGAUUCUUUGCGGUCCAUUACUGAGCAUUUUACCCACGAGACUUGCAGCAAAAGUGAAAAUAAGAAGGACAAGAUAGAGGACAUGUUUCUUGAAUUGACCUCUUUGGAGACAUCUUUGUUGGAAAAAGCACAGCUUAACUUUCAUCGCACAACACCUGAAUUUAACAUGCGCAGCGUACACGUUGGUAAGGCAUUCUCUAAAGAUAAUAAGUGCGUUCAACAUCAUCAUUCUACCGAUUCAAGGGCUGACCAUGAAAGUAUGUUCAUUGUAUGGAACAACCUUAUUAUAAAAUUCAAGGGCGACGUACAUGUAAUACAAUUUUUUUGUUCUCACUGUUCAAUAUCUUUCGAAUAAAAACCUGACUAUUUUUUUCCAUCUUGAGAAGCGAUAGGUAACCUUUUUCGC